CUUGCUUUGACUGUGUCCAUCGAAAAGCUCAAGCCUCUACCUCUGUUUUGGAGGUCUGUCAAUCGUAUCUAUUUGCAUAUAAAUGAUGUCUGUCCCGGCAGUAUCUACCUCUGGUGAAAGCGCAACCAUUCCCGGCGGAUACAAUGGCGACACGCCUUCACCAUCUGCGGAGGACGAGAACAUCCCGUUGAACCUGCGGCGUGCGGCACAUCGGAUGCAGUUCCCUCCAUCUUAUGUUGUCGUCGGCUUCUACAGGCUGCUGACAGACCCCCACUUGAGGGUGCCCGCGUGGAAGAAGUGCGAGCACGCCUUCAUGAGGGGUGCUACCGUCGGUCUCGUUUGGGCUACGGGGACCUAUAAGAUACAGAAGUUAUUCGUGGAAUACUUCCUUAUCAAUUCCCCCCGCGUGACGGGACUGUCCCGGGACGCGCUCUUUGGCAUCCCGCUGCCCUUCGACGUCCCAACCUACGCCACCCUCUUCUUCCUCUCGAGCCAAGUGUCGGCCGUCAUCUACUUCUUCCUUUCCCGCAACAUCCGCAUCGCCCGCGAGCGUGCUUACGAGCAGACCAUUCAGUCCCGCGGCAAGGGCGCCGACUGGUGGCAGCCCUAUGUCGAGGAGUGGGACAACCCGCCCCGGGUAGAGCCUUCUAAGUGGAAGCUCUCGUUCUUCAUGGGCGGGCCCGUCGGCCGUAUGGUCGCCAAGGUGCUCUCUGUCCCGCUCAAUUUCAUACCGUUCGCCGGCAUGUUUAUCGCCGCGGCGUUCCGCGCGCUGGGCACAGCGCGCUACCUACACGAGCCUUACUACAAGGCAAAAGGCAUGACCAAGGAACAGAUUGCCGUCUUCAUCGAAGAGCGCAAAUGGGAAUACCGAGUCUUCGGCUUUACCGCCGCUCUCGUAGAGCGCAUCCCCAUCAUCGGGCUGAUAUUCUCAGUCUCCAACCGCAUCGGCGCCGCCAUGUGGGCCCACGAUCUCGAGAAGAGGCAGCACUACGUCGCAACGACAAAAGCCGGCCUCGCCGCGAGAAGUCCUUAUCUGAGCUCACAACCCAAGAUAGAGUAAACCUAAGGAACAUCGCGACAAGUUCUGCAUAUGAGUGCGUUUGUAGUGCGUACUAUAUGCGCUUGCGGUCGUUGCCACAAGCCAUCGACGCGGAGCUGCAAACGCUGUACUUUGAACUGUGUAAUUCAUAUUGUAUCGAGUAGGCUACGCACUUGCUAACGUUCGCCGGAGGAGC
Dichomitus squalens LYAD-421 SS1 is the source of this 1235-nucleotide messenger RNA. RefSeq lists its product as uncharacterized. The coding region runs from base 83 to 1060 and encodes 325 amino acids. The record is from RefSeq and is a predicted model, not a curated record. The transcript is spliced from 8 exons. NCBI's taxonomy places the organism in Eukaryota, Fungi, Basidiomycota, Agaricomycetes, Polyporales, Polyporaceae.